AUGUCGAGUGAUGGCUCAAUCUUUGAUACAACGAAAAACUUUUUGCAAAUGUGGAUGGCAUUAAAGGAGGAGGAUCGUGCAAAUAAUAUAACUGCUGAAGCAAAACACACUAAAAUAACAUGUGAAUUAUCGCCAAAAAAAUUUGACGACGAUAAACAAGAUAUUAUUAAUGAAAAACAUUACGCUGAUUAUGAUGACUAUAAUGACAAUUAUGAAGAUUAUGAAGAUCCAUUGAUGGAUGGUAGAAACAAAAUUUACACAACUCAACAACCAUUUGUUCACAAUAAUCAAAUUAUAUAUUAUAAAAUAUAA
Molecule: messenger RNA, 312 nt
Organism: Entrophospora sp. SA101
Lineage: Eukaryota; Fungi; Glomeromycota; Glomeromycetes; Entrophosporales; Entrophosporaceae
Source: the annotation of a GenBank genome assembly